AUGAAGGCUACGCCAUCAUUCCGCAGCGGUGUGGUUCUAAAAACAUGUCAGCUACUUGAUUUCUAUCAAGGUUCUGUGGAGCGCGGAAGGAUCCCUUGGCAAUUUGCACGGAUCGCCGCGGCCAACAAGACCUUUUUAUUACUGAAAAUUGGCAACCAACAUAAUUUGUUAAACAGUGCAGUUACUGCUAUUUUCGACUUUUGUUUUGAAAGAUCCUAUGUAACCAUCUUCAGCUAUCACGGGAGAACUAAAAAAUCAUUCAAAUCUCUUGGAAUAUUUCAAGUUAUGCAAGAUACCCUUUCUGGUCGUGUAAGCUCACCCCAAGACACAGAUACAAUAACAAAAGUCAUUAUUAAUAUAUUAAAACAUGCAAAAAAGUAA
Messenger RNA from Acyrthosiphon pisum (pea aphid), 381 nucleotides. RefSeq lists its product as uncharacterized. The transcript is spliced from 3 exons. Lineage: Eukaryota; Metazoa; Arthropoda; Insecta; Hemiptera; Aphididae. The coding region runs from base 1 to 381 and encodes 126 amino acids. The record is from RefSeq and is a predicted model, not a curated record.